UCGCCGUUUCGCGUGAGCCAAGCGCAUCGCCUUUCUGCCCAAACUCUCUCUCCGUUUCUUUCUCUCUCUAUCUUUUCCUUUUUUGUUACCCGUUUCUCUCUCAUCAUCGCGAUUCGUUCGCACCAAAUCUCUGGAUUUUCGCUAUUUCCAGAGCGAUCGAUCUCGAUGACACGAACAGAACCCGAAGAACCCUUCCUUUCUCUGCGCCAAUAAUUCGGAGAAAAAGAGGGAAAAGAGAAAAAGAAAAAAUUUCUUCGCCACUUAAGCCCUAAAAAAGCCCUUACUUCUUCUUCUGCUUCCUUCGAUCGGUUUCCCUUUUUGCCAUGGCGGAUUGGAGGAGGAGAUCUGCGAGGACGAGCUUGAUCUAGGGUUUUUUUUCCUCCGAUUGUUCGAAUCUAGGGUUUGGAGGUGUGGGAAUUCGAUUUCGAAUUGAUGUUUCUUUUCAGGGACGAAGCUUGGAUCGACUCGGAAGAUGGAGGAUUAUGCAUGGGUUCGGUGGUGAGGAGUGGAAACAGAGCCGGCACAUGUGGCCUGUACCUGACAACGCGACCACUGUAGCGCCCGAUUCUUCACCGUCUGAAUUUAUAUGCAAAGAUGGACGCAAGAUUCGUGUUGGUGAUUGUGCACUUUUCAAGCCACCCCUGGAUUCCCCUCCUUUUAUAGGAAUAAUUCGCAAGUUAACCUUUGAUAAAGAAGAAAGUCCAAUUUUAGAAGUUAAUUGGCUUUACCGACCUGCUGAUUUGAAGCUUGCUAAAGGGAUUGUAGCUGCCCCAAACGAAGUCUUCUACUCCUUUCACAAGGAUGAAACACCUGCUGCAUCAUUAUUGCAUCCGUGUAAAGUCGCAUUUCUUCAUAAAGGUGUUGAACUUCCUUCAGGGAUAUCCGCAUUUGUCUGUAGACGAGUGUAUGACAUUGACCACAAUUGUUUAUGGUGGCUAACUGAUAAGGACUACAUUAAUGAACGACAGGAAGAAGUUGACCAGCUAUUAGACAAGACAAAACUAGAAAUGCAUGGGGCAGUGCAGUCAGGAGGCCGUUCUCCAAAACCAUUGAAUGGUCCAACAUCAACAACACAGUCAUUGAAAUCUGGUUCUGAUAACGUUCAAAAUAGUUCUUCCUUUGGUGCACAGGGUAAGGGAAAAAAGAGAGAGCGGGGUGAUCAGGGGUCUGAUUCAUCUAAAAAAGAGCGGUUAUUUAAGGUAGAAGGUGGAGAUUCUGGUCAAUUUAAACUGGAGAGCAUGUUAAAGUCUGAGAUUGCUAAAAUUACUGAUAAAGGUGGGCUUGUGGACUUUGAAGGAGUUGAAAGAUUGGUACAGCUCAUGCAACCUGAAAGUGCUGAUAAAAAAAUAGAUUUGGCUGGGCGAAUAAUGCUUGUUGAUGUAAUAGCACUUACGGAACGGGAUGAAUGUCUUGGAUGGUUUGUCCAGCUCAGGGGUUUGCCUGUGUUGGAUGAAUGGCUUCAGGAGGUCCAUAAGGGCAAAAUUGGCGAUGGUAAUAUGCCUAAAGAAAGUGAUAAGUCUGUUGAAGAAUUUUUGUUAGCUUUACUUCGUGCAUUGGAUAAGCUUCCUGUGAACCUUCAUGCACUACAAUCCUGUAAUGUUGGAAAAUCUGUUAAUCAUUUACGCACCCACAAAAAUUCUGAUAUUCAGAAGAAAGCUAGGGGUUUAGUAGACACAUGGAAGAGACGCGUGGAGCAUGAAAUGAAUAUGACUGAUUCAAAAUCUGGUUCAACCCGUGCUGUUUCUUGGCCCGCAAAACCAGCUUCUGAUGUUUCUCACCUUGGAAAUAGGAAAACAGGAGGGUCCUCUGAGAGUGUUGCAAAGAGCUCUGCAAUUCAAUCCUCAGCGUCUAAAACUUCCCAAGCUAAGCUUAAUCCUGGAGAAGCACUGACCAAGUCCUCUUCAUCACCUGGCCCAAUUAAAUCAAUGACUACCACAGGGAACAGUAACUCAAAAGAUCAAAACAUUAAAGUCUUGGUUGGAGCUUCUACGUCAGAUCUUCCAUUGACUCCUAUCAAAGAGGAGAGGAGCAGCAGUUCUAGUCAAUCUCAAAACAACAGCUUAUCUUGUUCUAGUGAACAUGCAAAAACUUUUGGUUCUUGUAGGGAAGAUGCAAAGAGCUCUACUGCUGUGUCGAUGACUGUGAGCAAAAUCACUGGUAGUGCAUCUCGAACUCGGAAGUCAAGCAAUGGUCUUCAUGGGGCUAGCAUUACUGUGGUUCAGAAGGAACAUGGCUCUGCAAAAAAUUCAACUAGAAAUUCACCUUCCGAUAAAGUUUCACCAUCUCAGUUGUCCCAAGAAAAAUCGCCUGAUCGGGCCCUUACCGAUCAAGGGAAUAAUCAGCGACUGAUUCUCAGGUUACCAAAUACGGGUCGCAGUCCUUCAAGGGGAGCUAGCGGGUCCUCUUUUGAAGAGUCUGCCAUUCCAUGCGGGAAGGCUUCACCUUCUGCUGACAAGAAUGAGAAUCAGGACAGAAGAGUGAAAGCUAAAUCUGAUUGUUUGCAGACUCAUGUUGCGUCAAAUAUAGUAAAUGAUGCAUGCGAUGCAAAUGAAAAUUUGUCGGGUUGUGAUGAAGGUAAGGGCUCUCCUAUUGGUGAUGAGCGGUGCAGGGCUAAUGAAGAUGGUGAUAAAGUUGCAGAAGCAUUGAAACCAACUAGUUCUCCAUCUGGAUUUGUUUCCAGAUCAGGGCAGACUUAUGAUGCUUCUUUAAGCCCCAUGAAUGCAUUAGUUGAAAGCUGUGUGAAAUUUUCUGAAGCAAGUGCCUCUGUGUCCCCUGGAGAUGAUGGGAUGAACCUACUUGCUACUGUGGCUGCAGGAGAAAUAUCCAGAUCUGGAAAUGUCUCUCCUCUGGCUUCACCAGAGAGGAAGUCUUCCACUGCAGAUGAAUCAAGAUCAGGCAACGAUGGCAAGUUAAAACAUUUUUCUGAAGCAGCUGUUCACUCUGUCGCACAAUCUGACGAUGGGGCUAUUGCAGAGCAUCCUUUGAGUACUGUUGAUCCAUUGCAAUUCAAGAAUGAUUCAAGGCAUCCUAUCGCGACAAUAUCACAUGAUUUCUCUGGAGAUGGUGAAGGCAUUUCAUCCAGUUGUAUAGAUAAAGCUGGUGAUGGCAGAACUCAAAUGAAUUUCUCCGCUACGGAUUUGUUGCAGAAUGCUGAAGGUCCAUGCUUAUGGCCUGAAACUAGAGAGGAUGCUUCUGAAUCUAUAUUGCCUUCUAUGAAGGAGAGUCAUGUAGAAUCUGGAGGAGCGAACCUUUUCCAUGAGCAAACGGAAUUGGGAAGUCAAUGGGCUAAAGGCAGUUGUUCAGACUCUAAAUUAAAGCCAAGGACUUCCUCUUUGGAUGAUGAUCAGAAGGCUGAACACAUAGAUGAGGGAAUUACGGAUAAAGAGAAAAUGUCGGUUUCGAAAGAUGUUGCAAGUGUAAAGAUCCAAAAGGAAGUAGGUGAAAAAUCAACUGAGUUAUCUUCGGUGGUAGGUAAUGAGAACCAGAUUAAUGAAGAGAAAGUGUCAGGUCCUGGUAUAUCAGUGCAAAAGGCCUCUUCAGUUGCAGAAAACUGCGAGUCUACAGAUAUAAAAAAGGAGGAUGUGACAUCACCUGCUUCUGGUAAUGCUUUGAUGGUAUCCAAGAAUGAGAAGGCUGAUGACAUGAACUUAGUUGAGAUUGAGCCUGAUGAAAAACGAAUGGAUCUGGAUUCGGCAGUUUCAGAUGGUGUUAGUGAAUGUGUUGAAGAGAAUUUGGGUAAAAAAGAGGCUAUUUGUCCCUGUUCUGGCUCAUCAUUUCAACCAGAGUUGCCAACAUUUCCUGGGAAAGAGAAUGCAGUGCCUAAAACAUCUGAUUGUAACCUAGAUGGAAUUGAAUCUGAGGUUGCAGAAGAGCGGCAUGCAUGCCUUGCGGCUGGGUCCGAUGCAGCAGUAAAACUGGACUUUGAUUUAAAUGAGGGCUUUCCUCCUGUUGAUGAUGUAAGCCAAGGGGAGAUUGUUAGACAGGUAGACCCUAUCACAUCAUCUGGAGUUCAUGUUCCUUGUCCAUUGCCUUUUCCCAUUUCCUCCAUCUCUAGUGGCUUCCAUGCUUCAAUUACAGUGGCAUCCGCUGCCAAAGGGCCGGUUGUUCCCCCAGAAAACCCAUUGCGUAGCAAGGGGGAACUUGGAUGGAAAGGGUCAGCUGCUACAAGUGCAUUUCGGCCAGCUGAACCUAGGAAAAAUGCUGAGACACCAUCAAAUACUAGUGAUAUUCCUUCUGUUGAUGCCACUUCUAUCAAGCAAGGCCGCCCUCCUUUAGAUUUUGAUUUGAAUGUGGCAGAUGAAAGAAGUUUUGAAGAUGUAGUUUCCCGUGGUCCUUUAGAAUCUGCACCACCUGAUCGUGGCACUGUGGGGCUAGAUCUUGAUUUAAACAGAGUUGAUGAGACUCUUGAAGCCGGGUCUUUCUCUAUGUGCAAAGUGGAUUUUCCUUCAUUAUCAAGUAAGCCUUCAUUGUCCAGUGGGUUAUCUAAUGGUGGAAGUGUCUCGAGAGACUUUGAUUUGAAUAAUGGACCUGGCAUUGAUGAAAUUGGAACUGAAGUCCCACUGCGUAGUCAGCAGAUGAAAAGUGCGGUACCAUAUCCAUCUGCUGUUCAUGGCACAAGAACAAAUAAUGCUGAAUUUGGAAAUUAUUCUUCAUGGUUUCCUCCAGGCAAUUCUUAUUCUGCAAUUACUGUCCCGCCACUUCUGCCUGGUAGGGGGGAGCAGAGUUAUGUUGCUGGUGCCGGGGCACAGCGGAUCAUGGGUCCUGCUGGUAGCUCACCGUUUGGUCCUGAAAUCUACAGGGGCCCAGUGCUUUCAUCCUCUCCAGCUGUUGCUUAUCCACCUACUACACCCUUUCCAUAUCCAGGAUUUCCAUUUGACACCAAUUUUCCAUUAUCUUCAAACUCCUUUUCUGGUUGUUCAACAGCAUUUAUGGAUUCGUCAGCUGUGGGUGGGCUUUGCUUUCCUACCAUGCCCUCACAGGCAGUUGGGCCUGGUGGUGUUGUCUCAUCAACAUAUCCUCGUCCCUAUCUUAUGAAUCUUCAAGGCAGUACAAGUAAUGUGAUGCCUGACAGCAGAAAAUGGGGAAGUCAAAGCCUGGAUCUGAAUUCAGGCCCUGGUGGUACAGAUACAGAGCGGAGAGAUGAUAGAUUACCUUCAGGAUUGAGGCAAAUGUCUGUCCCCAAUUCACAAGCCUUGAUGGAGGAACACUUGAAGAUGUUUCAGGUGGCAGGUGCAUUGAAGAGAAAGGAACCUGAUGGUGGUUGGGAUGGAGCCGAUAGAUUCAGUUACAAGCAACCCUCAUGGCAAUAGGACCAUUGAAGAGGAGGCGAACCCCUUCUUUUGUGGAAAAUGUCAGAGAAUUGGGGAUAUUAUGAGUGUUGAGCCAUGGACAAUGAGCAGAGAUGCUACCCUUGCUGCUGAUAUACCUCUUCAUUUCUGACUUCAUAAAGCGAUCAGAGCCUCUAUGCACUUGUUUUGUAUGAAUCUGCUCCUCCCACAGAUUGUCGCUUGCAGAUAAGUUUUUCCUGUGUAGAUAUCUAACUGAAACAGCAGGUGUGAUGAUGCCGCCUAGAAUCAGAGAAGUUGGCAACCAGUGUUUUGACUGUGACUAUUCUGCAACAGCAUCAGCCCAAUCCGUUCUCGAGCAUUUGGAAGGAGAGGAUUGGAUGUAUGAACUGGCUAGACUUGAGGCCUUGUUUGGCUUCUUUAAAUGAUUUUUUUCCCCCAACUUUUGUUACAUAUAUAGCUAUUUCUGUAGUAGUCUUGACUUCCGAAUUUUGUUACUUAUCACAUUCUGGUUAUUUAUAUAUGCACAGGUUAGCCAUCAUGGCCAAUGUGUCACUUCUCUCAUUGUUAUGGUCGAGCUCUCGCAUCGUUUUCUUUUGGGUUUCAUAACUGGAAUUGGUUUCUAGUGUCCCCUCGAAUUCUUCCUUUGUUAUAAAGGCGUGGGUGGGUGCCGUAAUAUUUCUAGCGAGAACAAACAUUCAUUUGAUUAAGUUAUUCUUGCAAUAACUGGGUGUAUCUUGUGUGUUUUAUUUGAAGCUCAUGAGUUGUACUAUGUCAGCACAGCUAAGCAUCAUAUGCCAUUGCUUUGUGAUAUAGUUGACGUGAGCUCUUCUUCUAAGCAGCAAUUUCUCUGUAGCCUAGUGUGAUUUAUAAGAAAAGUCAACAAGUAGUAAUAAUGUUAAGAAAUGAACAGGGAUGGCUUCAUGUUG
Gastrolobium bilobum is the source of this 6214-nucleotide messenger RNA. RefSeq lists its product as uncharacterized. The record is from RefSeq and is a predicted model, not a curated record. Bases 483 to 5309 code for a protein of 1608 amino acids. NCBI's taxonomy places the organism in Eukaryota, Viridiplantae, Streptophyta, Magnoliopsida, Fabales, Fabaceae. Gene Ontology annotation, cellular component: nucleus. Gene Ontology annotation, molecular function: chromatin binding. The transcript is spliced from 4 exons.